Molecule: messenger RNA, 2165 nt
Organism: Truncatella angustata
Lineage: Eukaryota; Fungi; Ascomycota; Sordariomycetes; Amphisphaeriales; Sporocadaceae
Product: D-arabinono-1,4-lactone oxidase-domain-containing protein
Exons: 1
Coding region: 432-2039 (535 amino acids)
Cellular component (GO): membrane; mitochondrion
Molecular function (GO): D-arabinono-1,4-lactone oxidase activity; FAD binding
Source: RefSeq, a predicted model, not a curated record
AACUACACUAAACUUAGUCAACAUAUCUUGUCGAAAAAGAGGAAAGACGAAGCCUGUGAAUGAUGCCGUGUUAUUGUUCUGCUCCGUUGCCACUGAAACGAACGAACGGAGAAGACGAUGGCUUCAACGGCCCAGUGUUGACACAGGCAUCAGUGUAUCUGGUCAGAGGUUGUUGAAACAUAGCUAGCUCUGCGCAUGUCACGGGCGUUACGACGACUACAAGACACAAGACAAGACGAGACAACCUUGGGUCCACUUGAGAAGACCGCAAACGCACGACGGACCCUGACCGCGUGCACAGAGCCAGGCCUUGCGAAGCUAUAGAAGGCUACCUACCACCCGAGCCAAUUCGCUCCCUCGACACUUUUCUCACUUCCUGUCAUUCUACCCAGUCCCAGUUUCGCGACAGCGCAAUAGUCAGCAGAAGCAACAUGGCGACUCACAUCGACCCAGCCAUCGCCCAGGCGCUGGCCGCGGAGCCCACUUCCGAUAUUCCUUUUCGAAUGCGAACGAAUCACGUCCAGACGACUUGGGCAAAGACCUUUUCUUGGAUGCCCGAGCUCUAUAUCCAGCCGGAAACAUUAGAGGAGAUCGAGCACCUGGUUAAUGUCGCACGACGCUGCCGUCGCCGCAUUACCACAGUGGGGUGUGGCCACUCGCCUAGCUCCAUCACAUGCACUUCCUCAUGGCUAGUAAACCUGGACAAGUACAACAGGAUCUUAUCUUCUGAUAAAGAAAGCGGAAUUGUGACCAUGCAGGCUGGUAUUCGCCUAUACCAGCUAAGCGCUGAAUUGGACAGGCUGGGUUUGGCAAUGCCCAAUCUGGGAAGCAUCAACCAUCAGAGCAUUGCAGGUGCCAUAUCGACUGGCACUCAUGGGUCAAGUCUCCGGCACGGAUUGGUAUCGGAGGAUAUCUUGUCCUUGCGAAUUACUCUUGCGGACGGUACCACCAAGAAAUGCUCCCCGACAGAAAACCCGGAGCUAUUCCGCGCGUCGUUGAUAUCUCUCGGAGCACUGGGCAUCAUCACAGAGAUCACCUUCCAAGCCGUGCCUGCCUACACACUGCACUGGAGACAGAUCAUCGAUAAAGAUAUCAGCAUGCUCAACCGCUGGUCCGGCGACUUAUGGACUCACGCGCAUUACGUUAGAGUUUGGUGGUACCCAUACACCCGCCGCGCCGUUGUCUGGUCUGCAUCCGAGACUGAUGAGCCAGCUCGCGAUCCCCCGACAUCCUACUACGACGGGGCUCUCGGCUACUACAUCUACCACAAUCUACUCUACCUGGGCCAGUUCGUUCCCCGGAUACUGCCUUGGGUAGAGUGGUUUGUUUUUGGUAUGCAGUAUGGUUUCGCCAAUGGCACCACGACGGAGGCCAUUCAACCGAGCGCCAAGGCUUUGCUGAUGAACUGCCUGUACUCUCAAUUCGUAAAUGAGUGGGCGAUCCCUCUGAGCAAGGGUCCCGAGGCACUCCGCCGACUCAGUAGCUGGUUGAACCACCUGACACCAGAAGAUCCUGACUACGUACCUCACAACAUCCCCUUCUCCGCUGAGGGCCUCUACGUUCAUGCCCCGGUGGAAGUGCGUGUUAGUGAUACCUCGAACCCACAACUGAACUCCAACAGGUCGAACACCAGCCCUUAUCUUGACAUUACGAGCCAUGAUGAACCAACACUUUAUCUCAAUGCUACUUUGUACCGACCCUAUCAUGCGGACCCUCCGUGCCGACAACGGUACUACGAAGGGUUCGAGUGGUUGAUGCGUGAUCUAGGCGGCAAACCGCACUGGGCUAAGAACUUUGAGGCCGAUGGCACUCAAAUUGAGCGCAUGUAUGGCAGCUCGUUGCAACAGUGGCGCAGGGUACGGGACGAGGUUGACCCUGAAGGCAUGUUCGUGGGUGCUUGGCAUAGACGAUUUGUUCUGGGCAAUAGCCCCAGACUACCCUUCGAGGAGGUUGAACUUAACCAGAAACAAAAGUGGAGCGGUGGCAUUGAAUAUGAUGGCAUCACGGCCUCGCAAAUCAAAGGCCCGGACGAUGCAUAGUAUACGCGGCCGUUAAGCCAUCUUGCAAGAUGCGAUUAGAUGCAUAUGAUUUACGAGCAAUUGUCUGUAAGGAAGAUAGCGAAGAAUGAUUAACACGACAUCAACUGUUCGUUGCAAACCAUGAUA